AUGGUCGCAAUCGCUAAUAAGGCGCUCGGCGCCGGAGACAUUAAUGUCCCCCAGUUCGAGCGCGUCAACUGGCGCAAGGAGCCGCACUUGAGGAAGAUGUAUAUCAUGACGGUAUUCCUCCUCGUCGCAUCGGCCACCACCGGAUAUGACGGCAUGUUAUCCAACACUGCGCAGCAAAUGGAUCUGUUUAAGAAGUACUUCUCUGUCGAGAAUGGUGAGGCCAACGAGGUCUUUAUCUGGAAUCCCGAGAAGGGGGAGUGGGGAGCCGAUGCUAACAAGCUCGGUAUCAUGAUCAACAUGUUCAAUAUCGGCUCCAUCACCUCCUUCUUUAUAACCCCUUACCUCGCUGAUUUCUUCGGUCGAAAGCCCACUAUCAUGCUCGGCUGUGUUAUCAUGGUUGUCGGUGGUAUCGUCUCUGCGGUCUGCAAUAGUUAUGGAAUGUGGAUGGCCGGAAGAUUUAUUCUCGGCUUCGGCAACUCGUUCUCUCAGAUGUGCUCGCCACUCCUCCUUACCGAAAUCUGCCAUCCUCAGCACCGUGGCCCUCUCACUGCUGUUUAUAACUGCCUCUGGAAUUUAGGUGCACUUAUUGUCUCUCUCGUCGGUUGGGGAACGUCGAAGAUUAAUAAUGAUUGGUGUUGGCGGUCCAUCACACUCAUACAGAUUGUUCCCUCACUCUUCCAGCUUUGCGGUCUUUGGUGGAUUCCUGAAUCGCCACGUUUCCUCAUUAGCAAGGAUAAGGCUGACAAGGCCCUCGAGGUCCUUGUCAAGCAUCACGGUGGUGGCGAUGUUAAUAACCCAACGGUCCAGUUUGAGUACCGCGAGAUUCGGGAGACCAUUACCAUGGAGACCCAGGUGAACCGAACCACCAACUAUGUUGACUUCCUUAAGACUAAGGGCAACCGCUGGCGAUUAGCUAUUAUCAUCUCUCUUGGUGUUAUAUCACAGUAUUCAGGUAACGCUCUUGUCUCCAACUAUAUUAACUAUCUCUACGAAGGCGCUGGUAUCCGUGGUGAGAACAAGAAGCUGGGUCUCACGGCUGGCAAAACUAUCCUGGAUCUACUUGUUGCUGUGGCUGCUGCCCUGACUGUUAAUAAGAUAGGCCGCCGACCGCUCUUUCUUACUGCGAUUAGUGGCAUCGUUGUCUCAUUUGCUUGCUGGACUCUCUCUAGUGCUAUAUACGAGAACUCGGAUGAGUCCAACAGGCUAGCCGGAAACGCUCAGAUUGUAUUCAUGUGGUUGUUUGGUAUCUUUUAUGAUAUUGGGUUCUCUGGUCUCCUAGUCGCCUACGCACUCGAGGUCCUUCCUUUUGCUCUCCGCGCCAAGGGUAUGGUGAUCGUCAACAUCACCACCCAGGCCAUCCUCGCACUAGGAAACCAAACUAACCUCCUCGCCUGGGACAACCUCCCCAACCACUGGAAUUUCUUGCUGUUCUACACGCUCUGGGACUGCUGCGAGUUUGUCUUUGUGUGGUUCUUCUACGUUGAGACGAACGGCCCUACCCUCGAGGAGAUUUCCCGCAUCUUCGAUGGCAAUGAUGCCGUUGUCCAUAUUGACCUCGAUCAGGUUGAGAAGGAGAUCCGGGCUACUCAGCAUAACGAAGAUAUCAAUUCCUCUGUUCCCAGCAACGACAAAUCUGCCGUCUAA
Molecule: messenger RNA, 1644 nt
Organism: Scedosporium apiospermum
Lineage: Eukaryota; Fungi; Ascomycota; Sordariomycetes; Microascales; Microascaceae
Product: MFS hexose transporter
Exons: 4
Coding region: 1-1644 (547 amino acids)
Biological process (GO): transmembrane transport; carbohydrate transport
Cellular component (GO): membrane
Molecular function (GO): carbohydrate:proton symporter activity
Source: RefSeq, a predicted model, not a curated record